This is a messenger RNA of Caenorhabditis sp. 36 PRJEB53466, 506 nucleotides long. NCBI's taxonomy places the organism in Eukaryota, Metazoa, Nematoda, Chromadorea, Rhabditida, Rhabditidae. The record is from the annotation of a GenBank genome assembly.
AUGCAACGAAACCUACAAUUCUUCUCGGUUUUCCUUCUAUUUUCUCUAUAUUUCUGCUCAACAGUCCCUCUGGAUCGGUACAUUGCAAAAUUCCAUCCGAAAACUAUCAAAGAAGGCGAUCACGUGUAAAAAUUCAAAUUCGCGCUAAUGUUUUCCGAAAUGUACUAUUUAGUGCCCGACAAUAUCCGAAAUUCAAGAUGGAAGUGACAAUGUCGUUCGGAAUGACCGAACAAAUGAUUUUGUUCGUCGAAAGUGUCGUCGAGGAGCAUUUCAAAUCGAGAUUCGAGGUGGAAGCGUUGAGCGAAAUUCAGCAGGUGAGGAAACUUCGCUCCAAUGCACACGUGGCCUAGAACUUCCAGACGGUCCAAGGCUAUCUGGGCGGCUAUUGGGGCGUCCAAUUCUACGAAGAUCCGUACAUGUUUUUCACGACUUCCACCCGUCGCAGCCCGUGUUUCGUGGUUUUGGAUGUGAACGGCAGCGGAAUUGCGAUUAUAAAAGGCUCCUAG